GUGAAGACGCGCAGAGAUUUGAGAUUGAGAGGAUAAGCUUAGUCUUCUUGUUUGGCUCAGUUUCCUGCGAAAUUCAAGUGGCUUUCGCCUCUCUUUUUCUCUCUAUCUCUGUAUCUUUUCUCAGCGAAAAUGUUUAUUGAGAAUUUUAAAGUUGAGAGUCCUAAUGUGAAGUACACAGGGACGGAGAUUCAUUCUGUAUACAACUAUGAGACCACAGAGCUUCUUCAUGAGAACAGGAAUGGUUCAUAUCAAUGGACUGUUAAACCCAAAACUGUCAAAUACGAAUUCAAGACCGACACAAGUGUCCCUAAAUUAGGGGUUAUGCUUGUGGGAUGGGGAGGAAACAACGGUUCAGCCCUUACCGGUGGUGUUAUUGCAAACAGAGAAGGAAUCUCUUGGGCAACCAAGGACAAGGUGCAGCAAGCCAACUACUUUGGCUCACUAACCCAGGCAUCAUCAAUUCGAGUUGGGUCUUACAAUGGAGAAGAGAUUUAUGCUCCAUUCAAGAGCCUUCUUCCUAUGGUGAACCCAGAUGAGAUAGUGUUUGGGGGUUGGGAUAUAAGUGACAUGAAUCUGGCUGAUGCCAUGGCCAGGGCCAAGGUUUUUGAUAUUGAUUUGCAAAAGCAACUAAGGCCGUACAUGGAACAUAUGGUCCCACUCCCUGGAAUCUAUGACCCUGAUUUCAUUGCUGCCAAUCAAGACUCGCGUGCCAACAACGUUAUCAAAGGCACUAAGAAAGAACAAGUUCAGCAAGUCAUCAAAGACAUUAGGGAAUUCAAGGAAAAAACCAAAGUGGACAAGGUAGUUGUGCUGUGGACUGCCAACACAGAAAGAUACAGUAAUGUAAUUGUGGGCUUAAAUGAUACUAUUGAGAAUCUAUUUGCUUCUAUGGACAAAGAUGAAGCUGAGAUCUCCCCUUCCACCUUGUAUGCUUUGGCAUGUAUUCUUGAGAACAUUCCUUUCGUCAAUGGAAGCCCACAGAACACUUUUGUGCCAGGACUAAUUGAUUUGGCCAUAAAGAAUAACAGUUUGAUUGGUGGAGAUGACUUUAAGAGUGGUCAGACCAAGAUGAAAUCUGUGCUGGUUGAUUUCCUUGUUGGGGCUGGCAUCAAGCCAACAUCAAUUGUGAGCUACAACCACUUGGGAAACAAUGAUGGCAUGAAUCUCUCAGCACCCCAAACCUUCCGCUCAAAAGAAAUCUCCAAAAGUAAUGUUGUUGAUGACAUGGUUGCAAGCAAUGGUAUCCUCUUCGAGCCCGGUGAACAUCCUGACCAUGUUGUUGUCAUUAAGUAUGUGCCGUAUGUUGGAGACAGCAAGAGGGCUAUGGAUGAGUACACAUCUGAGAUAUUCAUGGGUGGCAGAAACACAAUUGUGCUGCAUAACACAUGCGAGGACUCGCUCCUGGCUGCACCCAUCAUCUUGGAUUUGGUCCUCCUUGCUGAACUCAGCACCAGGAUCCAGAUCAAAGCUGAAGAUGAGGGGAAGUUCCAUUCCUUCCACCCUGUGGCUACCAUUCUCAGUUACCUCACCAAGGCCCCUCUUGUUCCACCAGGCACUCCAGUGGUGAAUGCACUGUCAAAGCAGCGUGCAAUGCUUGAGAACAUACUGAGGGCGUGUGUUGGUCUGGCUCCUGAGAAUAACAUGAUUUUGGAAUACAAGUGAAAUUAUUAUCGAAUGAGGGAGAAAGAAGAGUGACUGCAAGCAAUUCUUUGAUUAUGUAUUCCCUUCUUCUGUAGACCUGUGGUGAAUAGUUUUAUAUAGUUUUCAUAGAUGCAAUGCUGGGUGGUGUUGAGUGGUCAUAGUGUUUCUAUCUAUCUUUUUGAAUGGUGCUCAUAAUUAUGAAUAUAUAUGGAGCAAGCAUCUUUUUGUGAUGAAAAUUAUAAAUAAUAAAAACAAAAUUGUGUUUCAGCAA
Molecule: messenger RNA, 1912 nt
Organism: Tripterygium wilfordii
Lineage: Eukaryota; Viridiplantae; Streptophyta; Magnoliopsida; Celastrales; Celastraceae
Product: inositol-3-phosphate synthase
Exons: 10
Coding region: 130-1662 (510 amino acids)
Biological process (GO): phospholipid biosynthetic process; inositol biosynthetic process
Cellular component (GO): cytoplasm
Molecular function (GO): inositol-3-phosphate synthase activity
Source: RefSeq, a predicted model, not a curated record